Molecule: messenger RNA, 1201 nt
Organism: Musa acuminata AAA Group (dessert banana)
Lineage: Eukaryota; Viridiplantae; Streptophyta; Magnoliopsida; Zingiberales; Musaceae
Product: (+)-neomenthol dehydrogenase-like
Exons: 5
Coding region: 130-1047 (305 amino acids)
Cellular component (GO): membrane
Molecular function (GO): oxidoreductase activity, acting on the CH-OH group of donors, NAD or NADP as acceptor
Source: RefSeq, a predicted model, not a curated record
UUUUCUUAAAAAAUUUUCCUUUAACAGAGUAGAGUAGAGAGAUUUCCUUGUACAGGCAGUGAAAUCUCAUCUACUUAUCACUGGGAAGUCUCCUGUUUCUCCUCGGAGAGCUUGCAACCCUGACAAGAAAUGGAAGGGACGACCCACAAACCAACCUCCCAAAGGAUCCGAUCUUUCAGGAUCGCACUGGUGACAGGGGCCAACAAAGGAAUUGGGCUUGAGACAUGCCGGCAGCUGUUGUCCAAAGGCGCGACGGUCAUCUUAACAGCCAGAGACGAGCAGAGGGGACUUGCGGCUGUCAGAAACCUUCAGGCUUCGGUUGCAUCUGAUGUGCUGUUCCAUCAGUUGGAUGUGGCUGACUCCGCUAGUGUUUCUUCCUUGGCAGGUUUCAUCCAUGACCAGUUUGGGAAGCUUGAUGUACUGGUGAACAAUGCAGCAGUUCAUGGAGUAGGAUUAGAUCCUCAGAUUUUGGGUUCCUCUGUGCAAGUGCCAAACAAUUUAACAGACUUGAGAAAUGCAAUAAUAGAGACUUACGACAUGGCUGAAGAAUGCCUCAACAUAAACUAUUACGGAACGAAGAGAGUGACUGAGGCGCUCCUUCCUCUACUUCAGUCAUCGCAAUCACCAAGGAUAGUGAAUGUUUCCUCACUCUACGGAAAACUAAGGUAUAUCCCUGACAGUAAAAUUAAAGAAGAGAUGAGGAACGUUGAUGUUCUAUCAGAAGAUAGAUUAGAUGAACUGUUGCAGUCCUUUUUAAAUGAUUUUAAGGGAGGGAAGCUGCAAGAAAACGGCUGGCCGACCAGAACAUCUGCAUACAUGGUUUCUAAAGUUGCCGUGAGUGCUUACACAAGGAUCCUUGCUAAGAAGUACCCCAAGUUUUGUAUCAACUGUGUGGACCCUGGAUUUGUCAAAACAGACAUAAACUAUAACCUUGGAGAACUGCCUGUUGAAGUAGGUGCUCAAGGACCUGUGUUUCUGGCUAUGCUUCCUGAUGGCAGCCCAUCAGGACACUUCUAUGAUCUGGAAGAAAUGUCAUCAUUUGAGUAAAUUUAUAGUCUGAAAUAUAGAAAACAGCUUUGUUUUAUGUGAUGUAAUUUUCUUUUGUUUCUAUUUUACCACUGAUGUGCAAGUUUGGUGAUCCUUAGACCUUCAUGACAUACUUGCUGAAAGUUCUUGUUACAGUUAUAAUCUGUUUUACGCA